AUUCUCAUCUUUUAACUUUUCAUUACUAAAAGUUUAACAUAAAACUUAAAUCUUACAAGAUUUUGUAACAUUAAACAAAUUGAAUGUGAUUUACAAUUUUAUCUGUCAAGAAACUUGGAUUUACAUAUUGAUAUUGAUUGCUUCUCUACCAUUUGUGAGUUUGGUACAAUUAUGAGAGAAAACGAGGGAAUGAGAAGAGAGGGGUGGGGAAAAAAAAUAAAUAAGCUUAUCUCAUAAACAAUUUUUUUUACAUGUAGUGAGAUUGGAAGAUUAAUUUUGUUCUUUCUUAGUCGAAUUUCAAAGUUUGAGGGUAUUUUUAAUCUAAGAAAGCUCUAAUUGAUGUAGCAUUUAGAAAUGAUUAAAUCUUACAAGAUGUUCUAACAUUAAACAAAUUGAAUGUGAUUUCCAAAUUUAUCUGUCAAGUAUCAGUUUGUCCAGAAUUUUUUUUUUUUUAAUUUUUAACAUUUUAUUUUCUUUUUGAGGGGGAUAAAUUAAAAUAUGGCAAAUGAGGUAUAAAUAAAUAUAAAAUUUAAAAAGAAGGACAAGAUUGUAAAAAAGGUACAACACAUAACAGCGUACGUAGUUUUUUACAUGAGAAAGUAAGAGUAGAAGUAGUGUCAUUUUUGUUGGUGGCCGGCGCCAAAAACCUUCCCAAACACUCCUCACUGUUACAUUUUUGAAAUUGAAACAAGAAGAAGAAGAAGAAGAAGAUCAGAGUGAGAGUGAGGCCUCAGGCCUAGACAGAUAGAGAUCGAGAAUGAGCGGAGCCAAAUUGUGCUCCUUGUUAGGUGAAUUGGGGUACGAAGGUGCGGAGGCAUUAGACCCUGAUAGCUUCGAAUGGCCAUUCCAAUACGACGACGCACGACCUAUUCUCGACUGGAUCUGCUCCAGCCUCCGUCCCUCUAAUGUCCUUUCACUCCCCGAACUAUCCCAGUAUGGACAAUUUCUUCAAGAGGGGAAGCUACUUGAGGGUGAAGACUUGGACUUUGCCUAUGAUAGCAUUUCAGCUUUUGCUUCCAGGAGAGAUAACCAAGAAGCGGUUUUUGGAGCUGAAGAAGGAUUGAAGGACAUCAGGGAUGCAACUAUGGCCUAUAGAACUGAAGCUUUAGACUUGCAGAGACAACUUAGAAGCUUGCAAUCUCAAUUUGAUAUGCUGUCUGGUCAGGCUUCUUCCUUGAUACAAGGGAGACGAGCAAGAGUUGCCGCUACAUCUACUGUCAAUGGACACCUUACAACUGUAGAUGACAGCCUUUCUGCUAGAAAUUUACAGAUGAAUGCAGUUCUAGAAAAGAUUGCUUCUACCUCAGAGGAGUUGGCUCAUUAUCAUUCUGGAGAGGAGGAUGGAAUCUACUUAGCUUACUCUUACUUUGAUCCCUACUUGGUUGGAGAUUCAGCUUGUAUAAAGGAGCUAAAUCAGUGGUUUUCUAAGCAGUUGGACACGGGUCCCUUCCGAUUAGUUGCUGAAGAUGGAAAGUCUAAGUGCUCAUGGGUGAGUCUUGAUGAUAUCUCAAAUAUCAUCAUACGAGCAGAUAUUGAAACAUCUCAUCAUCAACGUGUCUCUGAGUUGCAACGACUUCGUUCAGUUUUUGGGACAAGUGAAAGACAAUGGGUGGAAGCCCAAGUUGAGAAUGCUAAGCAGCAAGCUAUUCUAAUAUCACUUAGAUCUCAAGUAACUUCAGAUGAAGCACACAUUCAUCUUGAUCUUCACUCUCUCAGGAGAAAGCAUUCUGAACUGGUUGGAGAACUAUCAAAUCUUUAUCAUAAAGAAGAGAAAUUGUUAUCUGAGACAAUACCGGAUCUUUGUUGGGAGCUGGCUCAGCUCCAAGACACAUACAUUUUGCAAGGUGAUUAUGAUUUGAAGGUCAUGCGUCAAGAAUAUUAUAUUAACCGACAGAAAGCGUUUAUAAAUCAUCUGGUUAAUCAGCUUGCAAGACAUCAAUUCUUAAAAAUUGCUUGCCAGUUGGAAAAGAAGAAUAUGCUUGGAGCAUAUUCCUUGCUUAAAGUCAUUGAGUCAGAGCUGCAAGCUUACCUUUCAGCAACCAAAGGCCGUGUGGGUCGCUGCCUUGCACUAAUACAAGCUGCAUCAGAUGUGCAAGAACAAGGAGGGGUGGAUGAUCAGGACCAUUUUCUGCAUGGUGUCAGAGAUCUUUUAAGUAUACAUUCAAAUGCACAAGCUGGGUUGUCAACAUAUGUAUCAGCUCCAGGCAUUGUUCAGCAGAUAUCAGGUCUGCAAUCCGACUUAAUGACUCUUCAGUCUGAUCUUGAAAACUCUCUUCCUGAGGAUAGAAAUAGAUUUAUCAAUGAGCUGUGCACUUUAAUUCAAAGUUUGCAGCAAUUGCUUUUUGCCUCUUCAACCACUGCACAACCGAUACUGACGCCUCGGCCAUUAAUGAAAGAGCUUGAUGAAAUGGAGAAGAUUAAUGCCAAACUCUCUGCUGCCGUCGAAGAGGUGACACUUGAGCACUGCAAGAAGAAUGAGAUUGUAAAACAUCACUCUCAAGAGGUUGCUCUGCAGCGACGGGUCUUUGUUGAUUUCUUUUGUAAUCCCGAACGUUUGAGGAGCCAAGUUAGGGAGCUGACAGCACGAGUCAGAGCUUUGCAAGUUUCCUAAUUUCAUAUCUCUGUUUUUAAUCUCUCUCUCCCCUGGUUUCUGUAUGUGCCUGUGAAUGUGCGAAGCAGUCUUGUAUGUAUUUUUGGAAUAACUAAGUUGUAAAUCUCACUACUUGUGGACGACAAUUUUAAUUAAAUGGAAAAUUUCUGGCUCUUUUUAAUUGGUA
Molecule: messenger RNA, 2777 nt
Organism: Cannabis sativa
Lineage: Eukaryota; Viridiplantae; Streptophyta; Magnoliopsida; Rosales; Cannabaceae
Product: AUGMIN subunit 3
Exons: 18
Coding region: 758-2611 (617 amino acids)
Biological process (GO): spindle assembly; centrosome cycle
Cellular component (GO): centrosome; mitotic spindle; HAUS complex
Source: RefSeq, a predicted model, not a curated record